CACACCAUGUCGAUAGUUCGUUCUUCAGUCCAUGCCAAGUGGGUGGUGGGAAAGGUGAUUGGAACAGCCAUGCAGAAGAUGGCCAAAGUCAGAGCCACCAGGCUUGUUCUAAAUCCCUAUCUGUUGAAGUAUUAUAAUAAGCGGAAGACCUACUUUGCUCAUGACGCCCUCCAGCAGUGCACUGUCGGGGAUAUUGUGCUUCUCAGAGCCCUGCCUGUGGCACGCUCCAAGCAUGUGAAACAUGAACUGGCAGAGAUUAUUUUCAAGGUCGGCAAAGUCAUAGAUCCAGUGACUGGUAAACCUUGUGCAGGGACUGCCUACCUGGAGAGUCCAAUCGAUGUGGAGACCACCCACCUAGCCCAGCACCUGGACCUGGAGGAGCCCACCCUCUCUGGGGCACAGUGA
Messenger RNA from Elephantulus edwardii (Cape elephant shrew), 405 nucleotides. RefSeq names its product 28S ribosomal protein S17, mitochondrial-like. Gene Ontology annotation, molecular function: structural constituent of ribosome. Gene Ontology annotation, biological process: mitochondrial translation. Gene Ontology annotation, cellular component: mitochondrial small ribosomal subunit; ribosome. Bases 7 to 405 code for a protein of 132 amino acids. NCBI's taxonomy places the organism in Eukaryota, Metazoa, Chordata, Mammalia, Macroscelidea, Macroscelididae. The transcript has a single exon. The record is from RefSeq and is a predicted model, not a curated record.